GAGUAAAGCAAAUAAUCUAGUGAAUAGAGUUAAGCAACGAAUCUAGUGAAUAGAUUUAAGCAACGAAUCUAGUGAAUAGAGUUAAGCAACGAAUGGAUGUUUUAGCCAGUAUAAUGAUGGUGUUAAGGUGCCCUGUGGAAGAUGGCGGUUCAGUCCACACGUCUGGUCUCUGCCUUCAUCUCGUUACGUAGUGACGUAGUGACGUGCAGUGUUUUGGCUGAGGAGAAGUUGCAGCUCAGUCCACUAUCAGUUGAACCAACUCGUUUUACUUGGAAUUCUCCCUUGGAAAAGUUUACAGAAUUGAGCAAAGAAUACACACACGCCUUUCUUUUUGCUGAGGUGUUGUUUUAUCUAGCUUGUUCUUUCAGCAGAGGAUGAGUCGUGCUGGAGUAUGAAGCUCUUUGGGCGGAUGGUUUAGCGCUAUAACGCUCAGCUCCAUUUACACCCAAGGAGUGUGUGUCUCUGCUCUUACUGGUGUGUAUAUAACUAAUGUGGGGGUGAUUUUUAUUCGUGUGAUGACCACGUAGUAACUGUUAAAGAUUUACCUUUUAUUUGAAUAGUAGCCAUGUUUAAAUUAGACACUAAUGUGGUACUUGUAGAUGGCUAAUAACAGGCUAGCUAGUAGCGGCAUGUAGGCUGUCAGGCAGGCAGGUUUAGCUAACCGGCUAACCAGUUGUCUAGUAGAGACGCGACCUGCUGUGUGACUAACUGUUAGCCGAGCUGCUUCCAGUCAGCACUGUUGACUGUUUGUAACUAGUAAAUGUCUGCUAAUUGUGACAUUUGCGCCAUGGUGAAGCCUCAGGCCUUGAAAAUAAAAAUAAAAAACAACUGUGAUAUUAACGUCAUGAGCUUAAUAUAAAACGGUAUACUAUUAAAUGGCUAAUUAAGUAUUCAGAGUAGCCAGCUUACUAGCUAAGUCAGGACACGACUUAGUUAACAGUAAGUCUAGAAAGACGGCUAUUCCAGUAUAAUAAAUAAUAUAUAUUUGAAGUAUUUUGUCCGUACUUGUGCAUCACUGACUGUCAGGAAUUAUUAUACUGUCACUAGUGUAUGUUUCUGUGAUGCACUGCUUUACUAUUUUAUUUACACCUUUAGGACCAGAAUGAUGAGGGCCCCUCAAGGAUGAAUAAAUAAAUAAAAUUUCAAACAAAGCCCCUUAUAUCAUUCUUUAAUUUGUAACUAAAUCCUUUCAGACACUGUAAAUAUAAUGUUGUUGGGUUUUUUUAGCUUUCACUUCUAAAGGUUCUGUCUGUUUUUAGCUCAUUUCCAGGACUUACUUAUAUUGCUUUACAGAAAUCUGUCUCUCUACAGCUCCAGGGUUACCGGUUUGAUACUGAACCCGGGUUAAUGUGUGCGUGGAGUCUCUGUCCGUGUCCGUGUGGGUUUCCUCCCACCUCCCGAAACGUUGCAGUAGGUGAAUUGGCUGUGAUAAAUUGUCCCUAGGUGUGAAUGAGUGUGUGGAUAUGUGUCUGUGUUGCCCUGUAAUAAACUGGUGACACUUCCAAGGUGCAUUCCUGCCUCACACCCAGUGUUCAGGAUCUGACUGGAUCAAUAUCGGAUUGAAUUCGACAUGUUUUCCAUGCCACAGAUUGAUUUUAUGGCAUUAAUAUGAAUUAACCAACAUAUAUCUCGUACAUAUGUGGGGAAAUAACUUGUCUUAAAGCUUGCUUGAGCACGCCUCUAAUACUUGUAUUUCUGAUAUCGGUACCAUAUUGGAAGUGGAAUUGUGGCAUCUUACACUGAUCUGUAUUCACAAAGCAUGUUAUUAUAGCAUGUUGAACUCUACUACUUUUUUUUCCUAAAUAAUAUUUGUACAGAUAAAUCAGCCUUUUUCACUGACAUAUUUUUUUUAUUUUAUGGACACAGCCCCACAUCAUACUUCCAUCAUCCUGCACUGCCUGUGGAAGUGUCGCUCCCCUCCGUCGCCUGUUGUCAUGGCGCCCAAGGACAUCAUGACCAAUUCCCAUGCCAAGUCCAUCCUGAAUGCCAUGAACGCCUUGAGGAAGAGCAACACUCUGUGUGACAUCACCCUGAGAGUGGAGAACACAGAUUUUCCUGCCCACCGUAUCGUACUGGCUGCCUGUAGUGAUUACUUCUGUGCCAUGUUCACCAGUGAGCUGGCAGAGAAAGGGAAGUCCUUUGUGGAUAUUCAGGGUCUCACAGCCUCCACCAUGGAGAUUCUGUUGGACUUUGUUUACACCGAGACGGUGUUGGUUACUGUAGAGAAUGUGCAGGAGCUGCUUCCUGCUGCCUGCCUGCUCCAGCUUAAAGGUGUGAAGAGGGCUUGCUGUGAUUUUCUCAACAGUCAGCUAGACCCAACCAACUGUCUGGGUAUCCGAGACUUUGCAGACACACACAACUGCGUAGACCUGAUGCAGGCAGCAGAGCUUUUCUCACAGAAGCACUUUUCCGAGGUGGUGCAACAUGAAGAGUUCAUGCUCCUCAGUCAGAGUGAAGUGGAAAAGCUCAUCAAAUGUGAUGAGAUUCAGGUGGACUCUGAGGAGCCAGUGUUUGAGGCGGUGUUAAAUUGGGUAAAACACAACAGGAAGGAACGAGAGCCAUACCUGGCAGACAUGCUGGAAUACGUGCGCAUGCCUCUGCUCACGCCGCGCUACAUCACUGACGUCAUCGACUCCGAGCCUCUUAUUCGUUGUAGCUUAGCCUGCAGAGACCUUGUGGAUGAAGCCAAGAAGUUUCACCUGAGGCCUGAGUUACGCAGUGAGAUGCAGGGGCCUCGAACGCAACCCAGAUUAGGUGCCAAAGAAGUGCUGUUGGUGAUCGGUGGGUUCGGCAGUCAGCAGUCACCCAUUGAUGUUGUCGAGAAAUAUGAUCCCAAAACCCAGGAGUGGAGUUUUCUACCUAACAUUGCACGAAAACGCCGCUAUGUUGCCACUGUUGCCCUCAAUGACCGCGUGUAUGUGAUCGGAGGCUAUGAUGGUCGGUCACGUCUCAGUUCAGUCGAGUGUUUGGACUACACAGCAGACGAGGAUGGAGUUUGGUACACCGUCGCCACAAUGAAUGUUCGACGAGGCCUGGCUGGAGCGACUACACUAGGAGAUAUGAUUUACGUGGCUGGGGGUUUUGACGGCAGUCGGCGGCACACCAGCAUGGAGAGAUACGACCCGAACAUUGAUCAGUGGAGCAUGCUGGGGGAUAUGCAGACAGCCAGAGAAGGAGCUGGGCUUGUAGUGGCCAGUGGACUUAUCUAUUGCUUGGGUGGUUAUGAUGGUUUGAACAUCCUUAAUUCAGUGGAACGCUAUGACCCACACACUGGUCACUGGACCAGCGUCACUCCCAUGGCCAACAAACGUUCAGGUGCAGGAGUGGCUCUGCUAAAUGACCACAUUUACGUGGUUGGAGGGUUUGAUGGCACAGCUCACCUGUCCUCUGUAGAAGUGUACAAUAUCCGGACAGACUAUUGGACUACUGUGGCACCCAUGACCACUCCACGCUGCUAUGUUGGAGCCACCGUGCUUAGGGGACGACUGUACGCCAUUGCAGGAUAUGAUGGCAACUCCCUGCUCAGCAGUAUCGAGUGCUACGACCCUGUACUGGACAGCUGGGAGGUAGUGACCUCCAUGGCUACACAACGCUGUGAUGCAGGCGUUUGUGUGCUCAGAGAGAAAUGAAAAGAUGGCUGCCAGAACCUAAACGGGCAAAGACUCUCCUGAAUCGGGUUUUUGGAGUAUUGCUUGCCAGCUAAUGCCUGUGACUGGUCUACAAUGUUGCCAUGACUAUGUGCCACAUGUGACUGUGUAUUAGCAUGGAAGAGGAAGCAACCUGGAAACAGAUCACAUGAACACCCCUUUCAUUAUUAUACUGUAAUAUUAAAUUCGGACCUUAGUCGUGUUACCAUGUAUGUGAGGGGCACGAUGUGUUGUCUGCCCUCAACCAUCCAUUACCCUGGGGUUCUGUGCUGUCUGAGGUUAUAUGUGAGGUUCAUGUGGAUGAAGUCUACAAAGUGCAAUAUUUUAAACUACUGAUGUGUUAAAGACUGAAAAUGCAGAAGUACACUAUAACGUGUGCUUCAUAUUUCAACACAUCACAACACAGGCCUUUGCUAUGAAGGAAUACAAGGUAUGAUUGAAAAUAUGGACAUGUUAGGAUUGUAAAGGAAGACAUCACUUCUUCUGACUGGAAAUGAACAAUGUACAAGAUUUCCAUGUUGGCACCAACAUGUCUUCUUCACUGUCCUUUCCUGCUUUCUUGGUGUCCCAGCCUGUACUAAGAGAAGAAAGAACCCUACUCAAUGCCUCACGUUUAAAGGUACAGUAAGUAGAAAUAAAUAAAUGUGAAGAAAAUAUUAUUAACACAGCUAGAAGUGUGGAAUAUGUUUUUGUUUUGUUUUUAAAUCAAGGAUGUUUCAAGCCUUUUCCACAGUUAUGUAACUGUAGGGGGGGAAAGUCACUUGAUGUAGCUUUAAAUCAUUGGAAUUGCCAUAAGGUGAACAUCACUAUUAUGUAUGUACUCGAUUUUAAACGUGAAUCUGAAUGAAUGUAUGGAUUUACUUAAAUGUUUGUUAAACACAGAUCUUGAGUAUCUGUGAAUUAUUUGUAUUAUGAAACUAUAUGCUCAUUUUUGAGUGACCAAUGACAUUUGCUGUUGUGUAAUGUUUUGCAAAAUGUAUGGUGCCAGGACUGACAUAAUUGUAAGUUGAAUAGUUUACCACCAAGUGUAAUAAAAUGUCUGUACUUUGGUCUCAUUAAAGUCCCUAUGGAAUUGCUUGAGAGCUAUGAUUAGGUUGCAUAUGUUGAUGUAUUUCUUAUUGAAACAGGAAGUGAGAAUGACUGUGUGUUAAAGCCCUUGAUUAGGUUAUUUAAUAUAACAUUUAAUAUUUAACAUUAUUUAAUGUUUGAGCUGCACCACAUCCCUGCUGAAUCUAAACAAACUUGACAAUAGCUCAGCAAACUAGCUAAAAGUUGUGGAGGAUACAUUUUAAUUGUAUAUACACAAGAUUAGUACAGGACGAAUAAUCAAAAAAUGUUCAUUGUUUUUACACAAGUGACUGACUAACUACAACAUUUCUAAGAGAAUAUUUCCAAAACUAUACCAUUCCAGAUGUAGUCCCCACUUUGCUUUAAUAAUAACCUCCACUCUUCUGGGAAAAUAGUCCACUAGAUUUUGGAACGUGGCCUUGGGGAUUUGUGUUCAUUCAGACACAAGAGCUUUAGUGAGGUCAGGCACUGAUGUUGGGCGAGGAGGCCUGGGGUGCAGUAGUCCCUUUUCACAAUGACGUCAGAAAACUUCUGCCUUUCUGCAAAGCAGUGUAUACAUACUUCCGUUUUACCAUACGCAUUCUGGAUACUUCAGGAAAAUGCAGGAACGUGCUAACUAACAACACAAAACACGAAAUUAACUUUUAUGUAUUUACCGGUUCUUAUAUUUUAAUUCUUUUGAUAACGUUAAUCAAUAAAAUAAAAAUAAAUAAAGCUGAAGAUGACGAGC
Molecule: messenger RNA, 5445 nt
Organism: Ictalurus furcatus (blue catfish)
Lineage: Eukaryota; Metazoa; Chordata; Actinopteri; Siluriformes; Ictaluridae
Product: kelch-like protein 12
Exons: 11
Coding region: 1857-3629 (590 amino acids)
Molecular function (GO): protein binding
Source: RefSeq, a predicted model, not a curated record